AUGGGUUCCAUUGUCCUGUCCGGACGCCAGCUCCAAAGGCCUCUCUCUAGUUUAUGUAGAAGCUGUAGUCGCCGACUUCUCCCCCAAUUAUCUCGGUCGUACGCCAGUGCCAGUUCGCAACAACUAGAUAUCUACGAUGUUGUAUGCGUGGGCGGUGGCCCCGCUGGUCUAAGUCUGCUCACGGCGCUGAGAUCGAACCCGACAACCGCCGGCCUGCGAGUAGCCCUCGUCGAAGCGCAAGAUCUAGAGAAAAUCCGCUCGUGGAAGCUACCCCCCGACCGUUUCUCGAAUCGUUGCAGCUCACUGACCCCGGCAUCCGCGCAGUUCCUUGAGAAUGCAGGCGCCUGGGCACACGUACGCCGCGAUCGCGUCCAGCCGUACCAUGAGAUGCAGGUCUGGGACGGGGUGACGGACGCGCGCAUCGAGUUCGAGUGGACACCGCCCGCUACCGGGAAGACUAUCGCAUACAUGACCGAGAACCUGAACCUGACAUCCGGCCUACUGCGCCGGAUAGAUGAACUAGGCGGCGUGACGGUGUUCAACGGAGCCAAGGUUGCGGGUAUCGCGUUCGGCGAGGAGACGGAGGACUUGGACCUUCGCGAGUGGCCUAUUGUGCAUCUAGCGAGUGGAGAGCGACUGGCUGCGCGGCUGCUGGUAGGUGCUGAUGGAGUGAACAGCCCCGUGCGCGCAUUCGCAGGGAUCGAGAGUAAAGGGUGGGAUUAUGAGAGACAUGGAGUCGUGGCGACGUUAGAGCUUGAAGGAGAGGGAUGGGGUGGAGACGCCAUGAAAACUGCAUACCAGAGAUUCCUACCUACGGGCCCCGUCGCUAUGUUACCUCUACCCGGAAACUUAUCAACCCUAGUAUGGUCGACAACGCCGUCGAAUGCUGCGUUGUUAAAGAGCCUGUCCCCGAAGGACUUUGUUGCUUUGGUUAACGCGGCUUUCCGGCUACGUCCCGUGGAUCUCGAAUAUAUGCACACACUAAGCUCCGGCCAAGAGGAAGAGCUAUCUUGGAGACUGCAACACACGCAGUUUAACCGCCGGGCGAUACCACAGACAGUUGUGGGUGUACAGGAGGGCACUAUCGCGUCGUUCCCACUGAAGAUGCGACACGCGGAUACAUACAUCGGGGAGCGUGUCGCGCUGGUAGGAGAUGCAGCCCACUCGAUACACCCGCUUGCUGGGCAGGGCCUCAACCAAGGCCAAGGAGAUGUAGAAAGCUUAGCACGAACGAUCGAGUUUUCAGUAUCACACGGCCAGGAUCUGGGAACGCGGAUGUCUCUCGAGUCUUACAACUCAGAGCGUUACGGGCCUAACCACGUUCUCCUGGGGGUCUGCGACAAACUGCAUAAGAUCUAUUCGGCUGGUAGCGGACCCCUAGUACCUUUAAGGUCGUUGGGGCUUAACGCGAUUAAUGCUAUGGGACCUGUCAAGAGCUUCUUUAUGGAGCAAGCUGCGGGCAAUGGCAUCAAGCUGUUCUAG
Daldinia loculata is the source of this 1482-nucleotide messenger RNA. RefSeq names its product ubiquinone biosynthesis hydrox. Lineage: Eukaryota; Fungi; Ascomycota; Sordariomycetes; Xylariales; Hypoxylaceae. Gene Ontology annotation, biological process: ubiquinone biosynthetic process. The record is from RefSeq and is a predicted model, not a curated record. Gene Ontology annotation, molecular function: oxidoreductase activity, acting on paired donors, with incorporation or reduction of molecular oxygen, NAD(P)H as one donor, and incorporation of one atom of oxygen; FAD binding; 2-octaprenyl-6-methoxyphenol hydroxylase activity. Bases 1 to 1482 code for a protein of 493 amino acids. Gene Ontology annotation, cellular component: mitochondrion. The transcript has 2 exons.